UUCAGUUUUCUGACAAAUGAGCUCGAAAUCGGUUGUAAGACUAAAACGAAGAAUUUAAAAUUUUGUUGGAAAAAAUCGCUUAUAUCAACUUCCAAAAAUGAAACAGUUUAUUAUAGUCGUAUUUGUAUCAGUUAUUGUAUCAAUUAGCGGCUUGCAGUUUAAAGAUUGUGGUUCUAAAAUAGGAAAGUUUACUAAAGUUGUUAUAUCUGGCUGUGACACAACAAAAAACGACUGCAUACUCAAACGGAACACUUCUGCUUCAAUUUCAAUUGAAUUGAUGUUAUCUGAAGAUGUUCAAACAGUCACAACAGUGGUCCAUGGAAAAAUAAUGGGUGUUGAAAUGCCAUUUCAUUUAGAAAACCCAGAUGCUUGUGUUAAUAGUGGGUUAGCGUGCCCCCUGAUAAAGGAUAAUAGCUACAGCUACAGAGCAACUUUACCUGUGCUAAAGGCCUAUCCAAAAGUAACCGUUGAAGUAAAAUGGGAAUUGAAAGACCAGAAUAACGAAGAUAUCAUAUGUGUCCUUAUUCCUGCCAAAAUUCAAUAAAAGUUGAAAUAACUCGUGGGAUGCUGAUUGUUGAACGAGAUAUAAUAUUAAUUUUAAAUGUUAAGAAAUUUUCAUUGUACUGUUAAUUUGCAUGUCAUUUGAUGAUUUUGAAGCAACAUACGAAUUAUAUUCACAGAUUUAACUGACCAAAAAACAAA
Molecule: messenger RNA, 702 nt
Organism: Eupeodes corollae
Lineage: Eukaryota; Metazoa; Arthropoda; Insecta; Diptera; Syrphidae
Gene: Npc2a
Product: NPC intracellular cholesterol transporter 2 homolog a
Exons: 4
Coding region: 98-544 (148 amino acids)
Biological process (GO): intracellular cholesterol transport
Molecular function (GO): sterol binding
Source: RefSeq, a predicted model, not a curated record